GGGGAACCCAAACCACGUAUAGCACGGCUAUAAUCCUAGUAAGAAUGAAUAACAUGACCAUUUGAUCCUUUCUUUGUUUCUAAUAAAGUAUUUUAAGCAACACCUUCUUCGUCUUAUUGGCGAGAAAGAGAUUACUAGUGAGUAGUUACCCCAUACUUGUUCAAAACACAAACGUCUUAUCUUUCUGUUCUUGAUUAAUUCCCUUUUUAUGUUUCCAGAAAGCAUCCAAUAGCCAAACGAGAGAGAGAGAAGGAUCAGUCAUAUGGAAUCAGGUCAUCCAAGCUGUUGUCUCCAAUUUUAUCUCAUCAAUUAGAAUUUAGGAUUUCGUUUGUGAACAACAUUUCCACCCCAAAUUAGAGAAUUAGGGUUUGUUUGUUAGUGCUUUAAAAAAAUUAACCGGGUCGGGUGGUUACUGCCUACUACCUGCUGCCUACUGCCUACUGCUACGUUGUGUUCUGACAACAAUCGACAAGGAAGGAUGUCUCGGCCAAUGUUACUUGUAUUUUUACUGCUCAUUUUGAUAAUUACUUCGCAGUUUGAAUGGAGGCAACAGCUUGUCAGCGAUGUUGAGUCCAACCAGAGUUUAUCUCAGACCCAGAAGCACAAUCGUAUUUCCAAGAGAGAGGAAGCUGUUAAAGAGAAGAUCAUUUUAUCUCAAGAGAAGAGCAUUCAAAGACUGAACGAGCUUGUACGGAAUCUGCGAGAACAAUUAUCAGAGUGCCGAAGUAAUAAUGGAAGUGCAAACAGCAGUUUAAGCAAUUUAACUGAGAGCAUUAUCGAGCUUGAGCGACAACAAUUUUUGGAAGAUUAAACAAUGAUCGAUCAUAGGAGGCCAAUGUCUUACAGUCUUUACUUGUUCUGAUGGAAUUACUGUUUAACAAAAAAAAAAGGUGCAAUUGCUGUUCUGAUGGCUGUAUUGUUUCUUUCAUUUUGGAUGAAGUCCAUCUCCAUGUAUACGUCUUGAAUAUAUAUUGUGAAAUCUUGUUACAUAAAGUGUAGUAAUUUCUUCUCUCGCCCUAGA
Messenger RNA from Amaranthus tricolor (Joseph's coat), 1021 nucleotides. RefSeq lists its product as uncharacterized. NCBI's taxonomy places the organism in Eukaryota, Viridiplantae, Streptophyta, Magnoliopsida, Caryophyllales, Amaranthaceae. The transcript has 2 exons. Bases 479 to 811 code for a protein of 110 amino acids. The record is from RefSeq and is a predicted model, not a curated record.